This is a messenger RNA of Rhodofomes roseus, 747 nucleotides long. RefSeq lists its product as uncharacterized. The coding region runs from base 1 to 747 and encodes 248 amino acids. The record is from RefSeq and is a predicted model, not a curated record. The transcript has 5 exons. NCBI's taxonomy places the organism in Eukaryota, Fungi, Basidiomycota, Agaricomycetes, Polyporales, Fomitopsidaceae.
AUGACUAUUUUCUCGAAGUUGCAUGCGGGCAUCCACCCCGGGCUCUUCCUCUUCCCUGAGUGUUACACAUUUGUGCGGCUGCCGGAUGGGUUUGCAGAGGAUGAGUCAGAGAGGUCUAGCCUACUCUCUGUCUUGUUCUCUGGCCUUCAUUGGCACAUGGGAAUGAGCCCGUAUGUCUCUGACAAUACGGUGGAGAUUGCGCAGGACACUGUGCGUCUGAACCAUGUCAUGUACCCCAUGAGCCGUGUCAUGGAUGGGAACUCCAUGCUUGCGCUUGGAGCAGUUGGGCAGAAGGCCAUUGACAUCCCACCUGAGAUGUACAAUCCAACGUAUGACCACGACCACAAGAUCUACAGCAACUACCUCAACUACACUGUUGAUGGUCUCAACAUUGGGGACAGGCACACUGUUGCAUCUUUCAUGGUGCGCCAGCUGUAUAACCUCAUCUUCCAUCUUAGGCAUCAAGCCAAUGUUGGUCCUUCUCUCAACCCAGACGUGUUCUUCAGUGCAUUCUCUGCAUUUGAUGAGGAGGGCCAGUGCAUCAUGUUCACUGACACAGACUUAGUCCCUGUCCUUAAAUAUUGGCCUGGCAAGCCUAAUCACAUUGUGGAUCUCCACACAGAGUUGGGGACUGAGAACCCUGCACCUGCUCCUGGAAGAUCCCAGCAACCCAAGAAAGCUCCUGCGCCAUCCAAGGGCAAGAAGCCAAGUCCAAGCCCAAGUCCAAAUCUAUCCUCUGUUCUGUGA